Symbiodinium pilosum is the source of this 714-nucleotide messenger RNA. The record is from the annotation of a GenBank genome assembly. NCBI's taxonomy places the organism in Eukaryota, Dinophyceae, Suessiales, Symbiodiniaceae.
AUGAGCCAGAAGGAGCAGAGUUGGACACAACACAACCCGAUAGCGCAGACCGCAGGCGUCAUCAGCCUCCUUGGUCCAACAGCUGCUGACUUUCUGCAAGGCUAUGUCACCAGCGACACCAGUCGACUGCAACCGGACCAGGCACUGCCCAUGGCCAUCUGCAAUCUCAAAGGGCGGGUAGUCGCCAGCGGCUGGUUAUUAGGCAACACUGCUGGUGUCGACUUGCUGGUACACACAAGCCUGGUGGAACACGUGCGUACGUUCCUGAAACCCUACGUGACGUUCUCUAAAUGCACAUUUGCAACUGACCCGGGCAAAACCGUAGCGGUUAAUUCUGCACAAGCCACGAUCGUUCUGGCGCCGGGUCUGAAGGUGCAGGUUGAUGGUUCGGCACAAGACCUUGAGGACUGCUCAGAGCCGGUUAAUGCCUGUCUCAUCGACAUGGGUUUUGCAUUUGUCAGCAAACCCGUCAGCGAACAAUUUCUGCCACAGGUACUAAAUCUGCAUAACCAGGGUGCGGUGGAUUUUGAUAAAGGCUGUUACCUGGGCCAGGAAAUUGUCGCCCGUGCGCAGUUUCGUGGUGCGGUGAAACGACACUUGAUCAACUUCAACGACCCUGCCCUACCCCAGGUUGGAGACGCCUGGGGAGACAGCGGCACGGUCAUCACCAUCGACGCUACAGGUCACGGUCUGGCGAGCGUCAAAGCAGAAUAA